This is a messenger RNA of Hypoxylon trugodes, 1585 nucleotides long. Its product is annotated as soluble quino protein glucose/sorbosone dehydrogenase. The transcript is spliced from 4 exons. Lineage: Eukaryota; Fungi; Ascomycota; Sordariomycetes; Xylariales; Hypoxylaceae. The record is from RefSeq and is a predicted model, not a curated record. Bases 1 to 1176 code for a protein of 391 amino acids.
AUGCUAUUUACUAUCUUUGGCGCUGCCGUGAUAGCGCUGCUCCCUAUCGCUAUAGGAGGGUAUUCUAUCCCAUCAUCUUGUCCCAACGUACCACGCCCCCUUUAUCCAUAUGAGCUUGCCCAAGGAUGGGCUGCAGUCAAGGUAGCAGAUGGAUUAUCCUCGCCUCGUGGCAUAGUCGUAGACGAGAGCGGUCGUCUGCUAAUCGUAGAAGAAGGCAUGGGAAUCAGUCAACAUACAAUCGAUAUCAAUGGGUGUAUCGUGUCCUCGCGCAAACUUGUCUCCAUGCCCAUUUUAAAUCAUGGCAUCUACUUCGAACUCAAUAACCGCUCACUGUACGCAAGCUCAGCAUCUACAGUGUAUAGAUGGGAAUAUGAUGCAAACACCGGCAACGUUAGCGAACCACCAACUACUAUCGUUUCGGGAAUGGCUACAGAUGGCCACCCCACGAGGACUCUGAUCAUUCCACCAAAUCAUCCAAACUUGCUCGUUGUUUCCCAUGGCUCCAAUAGCAACCUUGACUACGCUGCCACUGAUCCGACAACUGCUCGAGCUAUCGUGAAAGUCUUCGACAUUUCGAAUGUACCAAAGGUCGGAUACAACUAUGCUCGAGAUGGUUGGAAUGCCGGAUAUGGACUCAGGAACGAAGUAGGAUUGGUUUUUGAUGGAAACAAUAUGCUCUGGGGUGUGGAAAACAGCGCUGAUCAACUAGUCCGUGAUGUUAAUGGCACCUCAGUAGACAUCCACAAUGACAAUCCGGCAGAAGAGUUGAAUUUCCUCGGCGAUGUUUCAACGCCAAAUAAUGCCUGGUACGGCUAUCCAACAUGUUUCACGAUUUGGGAAACCAACGCCACGCACGGGCUUGAUGUUGGCCAGCAGUUCGUUCAAUCGCCCAACGAGACAUUUACCGAUGACACUUGCGCGCAUAUGUCGAUGCCGCCACGACUCACCUUUCGGGCGCAUUCCGCACCUCUAGAUGCGAAAUUUGAUGCGCCAAAGUACGAGAACCUAUUCGCUACUUUGCAUGGUAGCUGGGAUCGUUAUCCCCCACGGGAUGAAGGUCGGUGUUCAUCGUCGAGCUGUGCGCGGCCUGUGGGAUUAGUUUUCGACGCGAUGGGGCGACUGUAUAUGACGAGUGACACUUCUGGUGAGGUGUUUAUGCUUAGUGGCGUUAUUUAGGAUGUCUAAUAGGGGGAUAAAUUAUGAAGUGGCUUGAAGAAUCGGGUUGACUACUACUCCGAGGGCUUACCGUAAGUCCGGGCCAUCUCUAUUUGAGACCCCCCACAGAAGUACCUAUUUUGUAACCCGAAGAUAGCCUGUACAAGUUUUGAAAGGUAAACGUUAGGCAGACUUGUGUUAAAGGAAAGACAUCCACGGUGCUGUCAUCGUAUAUCAGAACGUGGCGUAUCGCACGCUGAAGAAUUCGGUUAUUUGAUUUUUUACGUACAAAUUCAUGUAAGGUAUCCAAAUCCAUUCCGCUAAUCGAAAAUUGAUCCCUACACCACGCUGCUUCAAGCGAGAUUGUCUCCACGAGGUCUUUUCUCGUCGACCACGUCAACGUGCUCUACUUCCCCUGCCACGGCCACCU